Molecule: messenger RNA, 207 nt
Organism: Botrytis deweyae
Lineage: Eukaryota; Fungi; Ascomycota; Leotiomycetes; Helotiales; Sclerotiniaceae
Exons: 1
Coding region: 1-207 (68 amino acids)
Source: RefSeq, a predicted model, not a curated record
AUGGCCACCUAUCACGCACGCACAGGCAAUGAGGUCCCAAUUGUGAGAUUCGAUAGAUCGAGAGGGGCAGUUCCUAUAGUACUUUUCUUGUUCAGAUCCACGAUUCAAGAUGGGCAAUACAAUAGAGUUCAUAUCCGCAAUGCCGAACGCAACUCCGGGGUACUUGGCAAAGCGAUCAGAAAAAAACACUUCAAGCGCCGACAAUAA